Molecule: messenger RNA, 3370 nt
Organism: Sitodiplosis mosellana (orange wheat blossom midge)
Lineage: Eukaryota; Metazoa; Arthropoda; Insecta; Diptera; Cecidomyiidae
Gene: Klp64D
Product: kinesin-like protein KIF3A
Exons: 4
Coding region: 1111-2949 (612 amino acids)
Biological process (GO): mitotic cell cycle; microtubule-based movement
Cellular component (GO): microtubule
Molecular function (GO): plus-end-directed microtubule motor activity; ATP binding; microtubule binding
Source: RefSeq, a predicted model, not a curated record
GCGUUCACACAUAAAUGAAUGUAUGAAAGAAAAAUAUUCGUAUGCUACUAAAAAAUUACCAUAUAUUGAAAACAGACAUAACAACGAGUGUAUUUGAUCAGAAUACCGAUUGCGCCGCAAUAAGCUUGUUUAUUCAAGAGAGUUGGAAAAAAGUAUUUAACCAGAUAUUCAACGAUGGUGUUGCCUUUCGUUAUUAUAAUACGGCGUUUGUAUGAUUCAUACGCAAUAUACUUCGAUUCAAAACAAUACCUUAGAACUGGGUGCUCAAUAUGUUCUAGAUGCGGUUCUAUAUAUGGUGCCAAUGACUAAUAUAUUUCUUGAAACACUUGAUAAAGACUAGAAUUCUAUCGCUGUGCACAUUUGUUUUGGUUUAUAUUCAAAAUUUAUGAUUUCGGUUCACUAAAAUUGUUUCCAAUUUUUUUUGAAUCUUAAUUCAAAUCAACUGCAUUUUCACAGCAUUUGCAACCAAAAUAUAUUCGCGAAAUAUAGCACACAACUAAAUAUUGUUCACAAUAAAGUUUGUUUGAACACAAAAAAAAAAUCAAAACACUUCAUAUAUAAAAAAGGGGGAAAAAGGCGCAAAUAUAUCUUCAAUUGAUUAAUCGAUGGUGAAGAAUAGAAAACAUAAAAUACCUUGUUUUUGUUUCGUUUUUAAUGAGAUUUAUUCAAACAAUAUAUUUGAAAUAAAAUCUUAACGUUUGACACGGGAAAAUAUUCUUUUAAUUUGCGGUGUUUUUAGUGAUUGUCUGUAAUUUAUUUGUAUUUUUUCCUUCAAAUAUUUGAAAGGGCUUGUUAGUAGUUAUUCAGUUUUAUGUCUGCUCUGCUUGUGUACAAAAUAACAACUGAAUAACAUGUAAAUGUUACAACGGAAACAUAGUAAGACCUUUUUUAACUUCUCCGCGCGUUCGCGUAAAGCGGUUUUGUGAGAGUUGCCAGUGUAUUCGUGUGAAAAUUUCAUACAAAGAAAGUCAUUAAAUAAGUGUGUUGACUGUUAUUCGUGUUUCUGGCAUUCUUUGUUUUGUUGGCUUUCUAUGUUAUUCGUAUUCGGUUUUGGGCGUUCAGUUGCAGCGUGUGUCAAUGUACAUACAUGUAUAGUAUAUAUGCUUCUAUAUGUAUAUUGAUCUUUAUGUGGAUACCGCAAGACCGAUAGUCGAUAAGGUUCUUGAAGGCUAUAAUGGAACGAUUUUGGCCUAUGGACAAACAGGAACGGGAAAAACCUACACUAUGAGCGGGAAUUCCACAUCACCACAAACCAAAGGAGUUAUUCCAAAUACAUUUGCCCAUAUUUUUGGCCACAUUGCAAAAGCUAAAGAUAAUCAGAAAUUUUUAGUGCGGGUCAGCUAUAUGGAAAUUUACAACGAAGAAGUUCGGGACCUACUAGCAAAGGAGAUAAAAGGAGAGACAAAGAGAAGUCUCGAAGUAAAAGAACGUGCCGAUAUAGGUGUUUACGUUAAAGAUCUCAGUGGUUACGUGGUUAAUAAUGCUGACGAUCUAGAUAAUAUAAUGAAAUUGGGCAACAAGAAUCGAGCAACUGGAGCAACAAAAAUGAACGUGGAGUCAUCUCGUUCGCACGCAAUCUUUUCUAUUACUGUCGAGAGUAGCGAAACGGAUGACAAAGGGAUCGAACAUGUAAAAAUGGGAAAACUACAGCUCGUAGACUUGGCCGGAUCGGAACGUCAAAGUAAAACACAAGCGACCGGAAUUCGUUUGAAAGAAGCCACAAAAAUUAAUCUAUCGCUUUCGGUGCUUGGAAACGUUAUAAGCGCAUUGGUGGAUGGAAAGAGCACUCACAUCCCAUACCGAAAUUCCAAAUUGACGCGUUUACUACAGGACUCUUUGGGGGGAAAUUCGAAAACUGUUAUGUGUGCAAGUAUUAGUCCAGCAGAUUCGAACUAUGUCGAAACAAUAUCAACAUUAAGAUAUGCAAGUCGAGCGAAGUCAAUUCAAAAUAGAACUCACAUUAACGACGAACCAAAGGAUGCACUGUUGAGGCAUUUCCAAGAAGAAAUUGCUGAACUUAAACGGCAGUUAGAAGAGGGUGCUCUUCAGGAGAAUAGUUUUGAUGAAACUGAUGAGGAUGCCAAUGAUGACGAAGAGAAUAUGGACAUUGAAGCCGAAAACAGUAAGGAGGAACUGCAAAAUAAGAUGGAAAAGAAAAAUAAAAGGAAAAGCAAGGCCAAGACCGAUGCAGCUGAAUCAGAAAAGGAAUUGCUUGCAGCUAAGGUUUUGGAGAGAGAAAGUGAAUUAAAACGUACCAAAACUGAGCAAGAGACUUUGCUCACGAAGCUUCAGACGCUGGAAAAUAAAAUAUUGGUCGGUGGUGAGAAUUUACUAGAAAAGGCUGAUGCCCAGGAAAUACUACUUGAGGAGAAACUACUUGAGUUGGAAGAGGCCACCAAGAAUGAGUUGGAGCUCAAGGAAUCAUUACAGAAAAAGGAGGCUGAACGAAUUGAUAUAGAGGAGCUGUAUUCUUCUUUACAAGAAGAAUGCAUUGGAAAAACCAAAAAAUUACAUCGUGUAAUGCAGAUGCUGAUGGGUGUUAAAUCUGAGUUGGCCGAUCAACAGCAAGAACAGCAACGUGAAAAGGAAGGGAUUCUAGAGAGUAUCCGUAUUUUAUCACGUGAAUUGGCAUUAUGUGAGUUUGUAUUGAAUUCAUACGUACCACGCGAGUAUAUAAACAUGAUAGAAGGGUUCACACAAUGGAACGAGGAUGUUGGUGACUGGCAAUUGAAAUGUGUCGCCUACACAGGGAACAAUAUGCGUAAAAACCUGCAGGAUGAACGUAGACACACAAAAGAGGCAGAGUUUGUCGAUUUGUCCCAUAUCUAUCUGAGUUACAAUUCAGGCUCAGUUGUCGAGCCUAUGAGAACACGCGGUCAAUCAGCUACAAGACCAAGAACAUCAGGUGUACCACGUCCCACUACGCGCUCCUACAAAAUAAAAAGCUAAACACUGCAAUUGAGUUCUGAAAUCAAAUAAAGGCGAUUAAGAUUACACGUAUGAACAAUUACACGUAUUUUACUGCGACAUUCACCCAUUGUUUGAUCGUUACAUAGAAUAGCAAUGUAACUCUUACUAUUUAUGUUCACACUUCUUACUCUGUAACAGAAAUUUAUUUAUUCAGCCAAUGCAGCAUUUCGACAAAUUCAAUUCACAACAAGUAUUGAAAUAAUUUAUAUCGCUGUAUGUUUUUCGAGUAUGCUUUACGUAUUCAUUUUUCAAAGUAUGGUUUUAUUGCAUUCCAAAUUUAUUAUAAACUUUUACUUUUUCUAGUCAUUAUAUUUAUUCAUAAAUACUAACUUGUACUUAAUUCCAAACAAUAUAAUGCACAGCUUGGACUUUAUUCAAAUCAAAUAAAAAAAAACAAAAA